Adineta steineri is the source of this 1383-nucleotide messenger RNA. Lineage: Eukaryota; Metazoa; Rotifera; Eurotatoria; Adinetida; Adinetidae. The record is from the annotation of a GenBank genome assembly.
AUGUCUGUUACUCUUUCAAAAACGUCGAAAAACGCUCCUCUACUCAUUCAUGAUGGAUAUUCUUAUGUUAUUGAUAAACGCAACGCGAAGAAGAUAUUAUGGAAAUGUGAGUAUUCCAGAAAAUUUAAGUGUCGUGGAAGAUUACAUACUGAUUUAAACAGUAUUUUUGAUAAAACCGUUGGUAAGCAUGAAAAUCAUGUUGGAAAUCAACGUUCUGGAUUGAUUCGAGUAUAUUAUGAACGAUUAAGAGAAGAAUCUUUAAAAAAUCAAACCAAUCCACAUAAUAUUUUAACACAAGCAAAUAUCGGCGUUCGAGAUGAAGUACGUGUCCAACUAACACAUAAUGAUAAUCUGAAAAGAAACGUCCGUCGAUGGCGAGAAGAAACCAGUACAGCAGCGAUACCAUUAGAUAUUAAUUUUCCAGUGAUUCCGGAUAAAUAUUAUCGAACAACACGUGAUACCUUAUUUCUUCGUAAUGAUACUGGUCCAAAUUCUGAUCGAAUGUUAAUAUUUUUUACCGAUGAACAACGAGACAUUAUGGAAAAUGCCACGGAUUUCUUCAUAGAUGGAACUUUUAAAGUUGUUCCGGAGAUUUUUUUUCAACUCUUCGUAAUUCAUGCUCUUUAUCGUGAUCAUAUAUUUCCAGUAUUAUUUGUUCUUUUACCUGGUAAAAGUGGUAAAAUUUACACAAAAAUGAUAAAUGACAUAAUGAAAUUAGUUCCAGCAUGGUCUCCUCAGCGAUUGAUGAUGGACUUCGAAAAAGCAGCAAUGAAUAUGAUUACUGGUCGUUUUCCUAUAGUCGAACUUAGCGGAUGUUUUUUUCAUCUAAGUCAGAGUGUUCAACGUUUUUUACAAAAUAAUGGUUUAAAAAAAAACUACGAAACAGAUCUUACAUUUGCAGAUAAUAUUCACCAGAUAUUAGCUUUAUCAUUUCUUGAACCUAAUGAAGUUAUUAAUGGUUUUAAUCAUUUAUGUACGUAUCUUGAUGACGAGUAUCAAAUAGUUCUUGAUUAUAUAGAAGAUAAUUAUAUUGGGCGACUUCGUGGACGUUCAAGACGUGUAGCAACAUUUCCUGUUCAUUUUUGGAAUAUGACGGAACGUGUAAAGAAUAAUAUGCAUCGUACCAAUAAUAAUAUAGAAGCAUGGCAUAGAAAACUAAACUGUGCAUUUCAAUGUACUCAUCCAAACUUGUGGACAUUUAUGGAUAAAUUAAUUAAAGAAGAGAAUAAUAUACAUUCGGAUAUUAUUAAUGCUAUGGCUGGUCGCCAACCACGAAAGCGACAAAAUGAAUCAUUGAACACACGAUUAUACAAUUUAGUUCAAAAUCCACAUCCAAAUGUUCAGGAUCAACUGAAACACAUUGGACGUUUAUUAUCUAUGUAG